This is a messenger RNA of Bactrocera dorsalis (oriental fruit fly), 679 nucleotides long. Its product is annotated as cuticle protein 16.5-like. NCBI's taxonomy places the organism in Eukaryota, Metazoa, Arthropoda, Insecta, Diptera, Tephritidae. The coding region runs from base 124 to 363 and encodes 79 amino acids. The transcript is spliced from 2 exons. The record is from RefSeq and is a predicted model, not a curated record.
GCAUAAUUAUGUCGGGCUUUGAACCAUCGGCCAAAUGGCAAGCGUAUAUAAACUCAAGCAAUUGUCAUAUUUUUAUCAGUUCAGUUUUGUUUUCUCAACAAUACAGCACAAAUCAAACACAAGAUGUUCAAAUACUUCGCUCUCGUUUUCGUUGCGCUCUUCGCCUUCGCCGCCGCCGAGCCUAAACCCGCUGUGGUAGCAGCACCAUUGGCCUACUCAGCUCCUCUGGUCGCCUCCCCCUACGCCGCUGCCUAUGCUGCCCCAUAUGCCGCUUACGCCGCCGCUCCCUAUGCCGCCUACGCUUCACCCUACGCCGCCUACUCCGCUUACCCAUACAGCGCCGCCUAUGUGCUUCGCAAGUAAACGGAACCUAGCAGUAGAACUGCGGAACUGUGAUUGUACAAUAAAUGAGAUUGAUUGGCAUUGAAUGGGAGAAAAUUUGACUCAAACUUAUUGAAAGAAAUUAAAUAAAACUGAAAAUUUAGAAACGAAGUCACAAACUUUUAUUAUUUUAAUGUUCUUUUCCACGUGACCAAUUUAAGUUGGUCAUUUUCAGAGCAAAUAAUAACAUAUUUAAAUUUCCUUUGGGUGAAAAAACAACAAUAUUUAAUAUUUUCUGUCCAACAUAACACUCUAUUUUUGCUCUUUCUAUAGCUAUAGGAAAUCAGAUAUGUGGGAA